CAACGCAGCCCAGGGGCUGAGUCAGGGCUGGGCGCUGGCUGCGCCUCCAAGGGCGGUGGCUGUGGGCUGAGGCUCAAAACCACUCCAACUCUCGCUGUGCCACAUCGCAGCAUCGCCGUGCCGAGGAUCGAGACCCCCUCUCCUCAGCCCCUCAGCCAUGCCCACGGAGACGGAGCGCUGCAUCGAGUCCCUGCUGGCCGUCUUCCAGCGCUAUGCGGGACGCGAAGGGGACAACUGCACACUCUCCAAGAGGGAGUUUGUGGCCUUCAUGAACACCGAGCUGGCUGCCUUCACAAAGAACCAGAAAGACCCAGGUGUGGUGGACAGGAUGAUGAAGAAACUCGAUUUGAACAGCGAUGGAAAGCUUGACUUCCAGGAGUUCCUGAACCUCAUCGGGGGCAUCGCGGUGGCCUGCUACGAUUCCCUGGUUGUUAAGAACCCUUAAGACCCCAACCCCAGCUGCUGCAUCUCCCCCCACCACUGUGAACAUUCCUCAAACAAGAGCAAGCUGGAAGCGGUGCCCUUAAGACGGAGACAUCCUUAUUCCUCAUUUUUAUAUAUAAAAUAAACGGUUUAAAAUCCUA
Molecule: messenger RNA, 584 nt
Organism: Cuculus canorus (common cuckoo)
Lineage: Eukaryota; Metazoa; Chordata; Aves; Cuculiformes; Cuculidae
Gene: S100A11
Product: S100 calcium binding protein A11
Exons: 3
Coding region: 158-445 (95 amino acids)
Biological process (GO): regulation of cell population proliferation
Cellular component (GO): cytoplasm
Molecular function (GO): calcium-dependent protein binding; calcium ion binding
Source: RefSeq, a predicted model, not a curated record